AUGCUUGAUUGGUAUCCUCUUCCUAUUCAACGUAAUUGUGACGAAUCAGGAACGUUGCUUUAUGACGAAAUUGGAUGCGCACCUAACAAAAUAAAUAAUGGUUUUGAUAAUUGUCCCAUUUCAUACAACUGCUCAAAUUAUCACUUACCAAAGCAGGGUUGUUUGUUUGAAAAACAUGUUUAUAAAGAUGGGGAAACACUUAAUGGCACAAAUCCUUGCAAUAAUUGCACUUGUUCUAAUACUGGAAAAAAUGGAUCUAAAAUAGAAUGUCAUUCUCCCAGAAUUGACCGUAUACAUCUAGGUCCAGGUCCAGUUAUAUUUCCCAAUUGUUACUACAGUUAUGAUUUAAAUAAAUGUUAUUCUAACCGAAAGUGUCCUCCUUUUAAAAAUGUAGCAGUCUGUGUUGUCAAUCACAAAGGUUAUAUUGAAGGAGAGAAAUUUCAAGCUCCAGACAGAUGUUUGGAUUGCGUCUGCCAAAAAGGAUAUAGUGGAAAAUUCGUUGAGCCUUUUUGCAGGAAGAAACGUUGCGACGUUGAAAUCAGAUAUUCCAAACAGAUAGUUGAUAAUUGCGCUCCAAUAUAUUUCAAAAAUCCUCUUUGUUGUCCUUAUGAUUUCAUUUGUCCGUCAAAUUCAAAAAUUGAGCACCUCGUGAAAUACAACUCAACUAAUGGAGAAAAAUGCAAAUUCGGAUCACAAACCUACAACCAAUCUGACACUUUGGAUUUGGUUAAUAAAUAUAAUGUCACAUUCAACUGUAGGUGUUCCAUACCUCCUCUAUUAACCUGUCUCGGAUAAGACUCGAAGAAUAAUAUCAUUUUCAGCCUAACAAUUUUAUUUAUAAACAAACUAA
Messenger RNA from Nicrophorus vespilloides, 850 nucleotides. RefSeq lists its product as uncharacterized. Lineage: Eukaryota; Metazoa; Arthropoda; Insecta; Coleoptera; Silphidae. The record is from RefSeq and is a predicted model, not a curated record. The transcript is spliced from 6 exons. Bases 1 to 795 code for a protein of 264 amino acids.